Molecule: messenger RNA, 464 nt
Organism: Cotesia congregata
Lineage: Eukaryota; Metazoa; Arthropoda; Insecta; Hymenoptera; Braconidae
Source: the annotation of a GenBank genome assembly
UGUUUUCUUCUUUAUUAAAUUAUUAGGCCGACGAAUUGCCAGCGGAACAAAUUGCAGUUUUACGCAAAGCUUUUGACAGCUUCGACCGAGACAAGAGUGGAAGCAUCCCCACUGAUAUGGUGGCCGAUAUCUUGAGAUUGAUGGGGCAGCCGUUUAACAAAAAAAUUCUAGAUGAAUUGAUCGACGAAGUUGAUGCCGACAAGUCCGGGAGGUUGGAAUUCGAUGAAUUCGUUACACUUGCGGCUAAAUUUAUCGUUGAAGAAGAUGCUGAAGCUUUAGAGAAAGAACUUCGUGAAGCUUUCCGACUGUAUGACAAAGAAGGAAAUGGGUACAUACCAACAACAUGCUUGCGUGAAAUUUUGAGGGAGCUGGAUGACCAACUGACUGAUGAAGAACUAGAUAUCAUGAUUGAAGAAAUUGAUUCUGAUGGCUCUGGAACUGUUGACUUUGAUGGUAUGUUUUAA